AUGCAAAGUAAUGACAUAAAACUCAAAUGUUCAGUUUCAAAUCAUGAUGCUCUUGUAUAAUUAGUGUGUUUUGAACCAGAUUGCAAGGCAUUUAGAUUCUUUUGUAUUUAGUGUUAAAAAGAUGGAAUUCAUCAAAAUCAUGUCCAAAUGUGUUUUGAAAUACCUAAAUUGUUUGAAUACGCAUAAAAGGUUGGAAAAGAAUGUGAUGAUCUUCUAGAGAUAGUGAAUAAAUAAUGGAAAUCAAUCAAAUAUUAAUUUUAAACAUUGAUUGAAGGAAUCAAGAAAAAAUACAUCAUCUCAAAUACAUUUUUGAUUUAGCUUAAUUAUUCAUAGUUAAAUUAAACCUUAGAAGAUUUGAUUAAUUUUCAAUCAUAAAACUCUUUUAUUAAGAAUACAAUUUAAAACACUUUAUUUGAUUUUAUUGAAAAAAUAGAAAAACUGGAGCAAGAAAUUAAACUACAUGAAAAACCACUUUCUUUUCAUAUAUCUAAAUAGGAAAUAGAGAAAUCAUAAGAAUUAUUUUAUAAAGGAUAUGAAUUAUAUUAAGAUAAUGACAAGUAUGAUGAAGCCAUCAUCAUAUUAGAUCAAGCAAUCAAUUUAAAUCCAAAUAACUAUCAGGCUAUCUGGUGUAAAGCUGCAAGUUUAAGAAUGCUUGGCUAAUAUAAAAAAGCUAUUAUUUGGGCUGACAAAGCUUUAUUAUUAGAUCCAAAACAUAAUUUUUCACUUUAUUGUAAAGCUGCAUGUUUAAGAAUGUUGGAUCAAUAUGAAGAAGCAAUUAUUUGGGCCAAUAAAGCAUUAGCUAUAGAUUCUUAAGAUUGUUUUGCUUUAUCAUGUAAAGGAUCUUCACUACGAUUGUUGAAAAGGUUCAACGAAGCAAUUAAAGUUAUUAAUGCAUCAUUAACUAUUAAUCCAAAUCAUUUUGAUUCAUUAAAGGAGAAAGGUGCAUGUUUACAUGAUGAACAUCAAUAUCAAUAAGCAAUGUUAUUCUACGAAUAGGCUUUGAGGAUUUUUCCAGGUGACCAAUGGACCAAAGAUAGAUUAGAUAAAUGUUUGCAAGCUCUAAAACCAAAGUAAAAAUGA
Molecule: messenger RNA, 1080 nt
Organism: Paramecium tetraurelia
Lineage: Eukaryota; Ciliophora; Oligohymenophorea; Peniculida; Parameciidae
Exons: 7
Biological process (GO): cell division
Molecular function (GO): protein binding
Source: RefSeq, a predicted model, not a curated record